UUGAGCUUUCCAGUUCCCAGAAUCAGUCAGCGCUGACGAGUCAAGAAUAACAGUGCGAGUCACAUCGCAAUUUCACUCUAAGGCGGUUUGUACAUGAUUAUCGGCGAAGCUUCGAAAAUUGGGGUGCUCCUGAGAGACGGCAAUGAAAAUGGAUUUGAAUGCCAUUAUAGAAAAAAUGGAAACUGGCGACCAGGAUGCCGCUUUGAUGGCUCUGCAGGCUUACAAUAAAGAGAAAAGCCAGUGCUUCACGUUCGGCACACAGGAACACGAGGAGAGGGAGGAUGGAAAGUUGCAAGAGCGAUUGGGCGAGCUGGUUCUGGGCUUCCUGGAGCGGGACCUGCAGCCGUCCUGCCAGCUGGCGUGCCUGGAGACCAUCCGCAUCCUGUCGCGGGACAAGCUGAGCCUGGCGCCCUUCGCCACGCGGCGGGCCGUCCUGACGCUGAGCCGGCACGCGGGCAUCGCCCCCGGCGACGAGGGCCCCGCGGCGCAGGUGCCCGACCUGGACGUGACGGUGGAGGCGCUGAAGUGCCUGUGCAACGUGGUGUUCAACAGCGCCGCGGCGCAGGAGCUGGGCGCCGAGCUGCGCCUGAUCGCCGGGCUGGCGGAGCGGCUGAAGCAGUGCGGGGAGGGCCACUGGAGCCACGAGGUGCGCUUCUUCGACCUGCGGCUCACCUUCCUGCUGACGGCGCUGCGGCUGGACGUGCGCACGCAGCUGGCCCGGGAGCUGCGCGGCGUGGGCCUGCUGGCCGACGCCCUGCACGCCACGCUCGACCUGCGCUGGCUCAACUCCUUCGAGGUCGCCCGCGACGACGGCCAGGACCCGCCCGGGCCCCUCGCCCCGCUGGGCCGCCAGGAGACCGAGCGCGCCAUGGAGAUCCUCAAGAUCCUGUUCAACGUGACCUUCGACACCAACCGCCGCAAGGUGGACGAGGAAGAGGCCGCCACAUACAGACACCUGGGGGCGAUACUGAGACACUGCCUCAUGAGCUCAGCGGAAGGGGAGGACCGCACGGAGGAGUUCCACAGCCACACAGUGAACCUGCUGGGGAACCUCCCGUUGCCGUGUCUGGACGUGCUGCUCAUUCCCAGGGUGCAGCAGGGCUCCAUAGAGUACAUGGGCGUGAACAUGGACGCAGUCAACAUGCUGCUGGAGUUCAUGGAGAGGAGACUGGACCGGGGCAACAAGGUGAAGGAGACGCUCCUGCCGUCCCUGAACCUCCUGACGGAGAGCGCCCGGAUCCACAGGGAAACCCGGAAGUUCAUGAGGACGAGGGUCCUGCCUCCUCUGAGGGACGUGAAGAACAGGCCGGAGGUUGGGAGCGCCCUGCGGAACAAGAUCGUGCGGCUGAUGACCCACAUCGACACCGACGUCAAACACUGCGCCGCGGAGUUCCUGUUUGUGCUGUGCAAGGAGAGCGUGUCUCGGUUCAUAAAGUACACGGGCUACGGGAAUGCGGCGGGGCUUCUGGCAGCGCGGGGGCUCAUGAGAGGAGGCCGGGACCCGGGCCUGUACUCCGAGGACGACGACAGCGACACGGAGGAGUACAGGGAGGCCAAACCACACAUUAACCCCGUGACGGGGCGGGUGGAGGACGAGCAGCCCAACCCCAUGGAGGGCAUGACCGAGGAGCAGAAGGAGUACGAAGCCAUGAAGCUGGUCAACAUGUUCGACAAGCUCUCCAGAGAUCACGUGAUCCAGCCGAUGAAGCUGGGGGCCGAUGGGAAGAUGACCUCGCUGGAGCCGGGCGAUUUCGAGCGUCUGGUGCGGCGGGGCCAGCGCAGCGAGCCCGACAGCGAGGAAGAGAUCGAGUGAGGGGGCUGAUGGGAAGGCAGGCCUCCGACGCCACGCCGGGACGCUGACACACGGGUUCGAGGGACAGACAGAGAGAGAGAGAGAGAGAGAGAGAGAGAGAGAGAGAGAGAGAGAGAGACCGCCACACAAAGACCUUCUGCAUCAGCUACACUGACCGGACUGAACCGGACCAAACCGGACCGGACCGGACCGAGCGCACCAGCUGGACACUGAGAACAAACUUCACUCAAACAAAAACAGGAGAACAGAUCAGAUUUAACCCGGGUUGGUGCGGAUAUGCUGCGUUUCCUUGUGAAAGCGCCGUAGAAUAUCGGGAUCGCCACCCAAAAAGAUGAACGACUAGAGAAACUGUGCCUUUGUGGUACGUUUUUAUGGUACGAAUAACAACCCCAGAUUUCGUUUUUAUGACAGGCGGAGACCGUGUUUUUGUCCAAUCACCAGCUCCUCUCCCCUUCUCACUGAUCUUUACGUUAGAGCUUCACUCCGCACACAUAACCUCCAGUAGUGUACAGUGCACAGCUAGCUUUUCCUCACGCCCGAGACGGGUUCUUCCUGUCUCUGGCUAUGUUCUGUCGCUCAGUCGGUACCUAGCAGCCUAAACAAUCGCGGGUUUCUGCAUUUGCAUGCUCACGAAAAACUAAUUUCGGUUCCAAACAGCUAGAUUUUGUACUUUUGGUGAAAUUCAACCAACACUAAUUGGCAAGUAUCCUGCGUUUUGUCUGGUUUUGAUUGAUCUAUAUAACCCAAAUGUUAUUUAUUGAUUUUAUUUUGUUUAAAGUAAAUUUUGAGAAUUAGAGUAAGCUCUGCACAGAACAGUGCGCUGUUUUGGCUGGGAGACACAGAAUUAAUGGUCGUAACCUGAAUAAAUGGUCGUAACUUUUUCCCCGCACCUGAAGUAUGAGCUCUGGCUAUGAAUCUCCGAAGCCAAUGAUUCUGCGGUCAGACAAAACCACGCCCGCCCGGGGGACUGACAGACACUGCUGACCUAUUUAUACCCAUGGACACUGCGUUGCGUAGAGGAGAGCAAGGAUUAAAAAAAAAAAAAAACAAAAAAAAAAAAACAACAGAUUUAAACAAAUAAAGUCUUCAUUUUUAAUUAUUUAUACUAUGUUACAAUGUGUAAUGUAAGAUUAUUUAAAAAAAAUGUAAAAUGUUCAUUUCAUCUACCAUUGUGCAGCCUGUUUUUUUCCCCCACUGUUCCAGUACACAAAACACCAUUACACAUCGGAUUGACUGGGCCCUGGUACAUCACCCAGGGCAUGCCACUGGACAUUACAUCAUCACUGAUACAGAAACAACAGUAACAUUCUAAGUCUGGCUUCCUGCAGUCUGGUUGGGAGAUUAAAUUAAAUUAAAUUAAAUUAAAUGCAGAAUUCA
Molecule: messenger RNA, 3190 nt
Organism: Conger conger (European conger)
Lineage: Eukaryota; Metazoa; Chordata; Actinopteri; Anguilliformes; Congridae
Gene: ric8a
Product: RIC8 guanine nucleotide exchange factor A
Exons: 11
Coding region: 143-1813 (556 amino acids)
Biological process (GO): G protein-coupled receptor signaling pathway
Cellular component (GO): cytoplasm; plasma membrane
Molecular function (GO): G-protein alpha-subunit binding; guanyl-nucleotide exchange factor activity
Source: RefSeq, a predicted model, not a curated record